Messenger RNA from Rangifer tarandus platyrhynchus (Svalbard reindeer), 1080 nucleotides. The record is from the annotation of a GenBank genome assembly. NCBI's taxonomy places the organism in Eukaryota, Metazoa, Chordata, Mammalia, Artiodactyla, Cervidae.
AUGAACCCCACGGAUACAGCAGACACCACCCUGGAUGAAAGCAUCUAUAACAGUUAUUAUCUCUAUGAAAACCUCCCCAAGCCUUGCAACAAGGACGGAAUCAAGGCAUUUGGGGGGCUCUUCCUGCCCCCACUUUACUCCUUGGUCUUCCUCUUCGGUCUGCUUGGAAAUUCUGUGGUGGUCUUGGUCCUGUUCAAGUACAAGCGGCUCAAGUCCAUGACUGACGUGUACCUGCUCAACCUCGCGAUCUCAGACCUGCUCUUCGUGCUCUCGCUCCCUUUCUGGGGCUACUAUGCUGCAGAUCAGUGGGUGUUCGGGCUUGGCCUCUGCAAGCUCAUUUCUUGGAUAUACCUGGUGGGCUUCUACAGUGGCAUCUUCUUCAUCACACUCAUGAGCAUCGAUAGGUACCUGGCCAUCGUGCACGCCGUCUUCUCCCUGAGAGCCAGGACCUUGACGUACGGCGUCAUCACCAGUGUGGCCACGUGGUCAGUGGCUGUGCUCGCCUCCCUCCCAGGCCUCAUGUUCAGCACGUGUUAUACUGAGCGUAACCACACCUACUGCAAAACCAAGUACUCUUUCAACUCCACGCAGUGGAAGGUCCUGAGCUCCCUGGAGAUCAACAUUCUGGGGCUGGUGAUCCCUCUGGGGAUCAUGCUGUUCUGCUACUCCAUGAUCAUUAGGACUUUGCAGCACUGCAAAAAUGAGAAGAAGAACAAGGCAGUGAAGAUGAUUUUUGCUGUGGUGGUCCUCUUCCUGGGUUUCUGGACCCCUUACAAUGUGGUGCUCUUCCUGGAGACCCUGGUGGAGUUGGAGGUCCUUCAGGACUGCACGUUUGAGCGACACCUGGACUAUGCCAUUCAGACCACAGAGACCCUGGCUUUUGUUCACUGCUGUCUCAAUCCUGUCAUCUACUUCUUCCUGGGGGAGAAAUUUCGCAAGUACAUCGUACAGCUCUUCAAAACCUGCCGGGGCACUUUGAUGCUCUGCCAAUACUGUCGAUUCCUCCCAAUGUACACUGACACCCCCAGCUCAUCUUACACACAGUCCACAGUGGACCAUGAUCUCCGCGAUGCUCUGUAA